Hordeum vulgare subsp. vulgare (domesticated barley) is the source of this 1249-nucleotide messenger RNA. RefSeq names its product peroxisomal membrane protein 13-like. Lineage: Eukaryota; Viridiplantae; Streptophyta; Magnoliopsida; Poales; Poaceae. The coding region runs from base 167 to 979 and encodes 270 amino acids. The record is from RefSeq and is a predicted model, not a curated record. The transcript has 5 exons. Gene Ontology annotation, cellular component: peroxisomal membrane; peroxisome; peroxisomal importomer complex. Gene Ontology annotation, biological process: protein import into peroxisome matrix, docking.
AACCAGAACGGUAUACGUUCCGUCCUGACCCGAGGGCAGACUUUGUUUUCUCCGGCGACGGCGGAACGAGCGAGAGAGUCCUCGGCGCGGCCGACCACCGCCUACCGGAUCCCGCGAUUUUGCCGGCAAGAAGGGGCGCAGGCCUAUCCGCACCGCAGCGCGCGCCAUGGCAGGUAAUAACCCACCACCAAAGCCAUGGGAACGUGUUGGCACUUCAUCUGGCCCAGCCCCUUUCAAGCCCCCAUCUGGAGGCAGCACAAGCGACGUUGUUGAGGCCUCUGGGACAGCAAAACCUGGGGAAGUUGUUUCUGCUGCACAGAGCAAUGCUGCUUUCAACGUGAACAAUACAGUUGCAGGGCCUGUGCCCCCGCGUCCCUGGCAGCAGCAAGGAUACGGAAACACUUAUGGGGGUUAUGGUGCCAGUACCUAUAAUUCAUAUGGUGGAUUUGGUGGGGCUUAUAGUAACGGCGGGCUAUACGGAAAUAAUAACAUGUAUUCAGGGUAUGGAGGUGGUUACGGCGGUUCGUACGGGGGCUCUGGAAUGUAUGGUGGGUCAAUGUAUAAUAACGGGAUGGGAAAUCCAUACGGUGGUAUGGGCAUGGCUCCAUACAAUCAGGGUCCUAAUUCAUUUGGCCCUCCAGCACCACCCCCAGGUUUCUGGGUGUCCUUCCUACGAGUGAUGCAUGGGAUUGUGAAUUUCUCUGGGCGAGUUGCAUUCCUUAUCAGCCAAAACACUCAGGCAUUCCACAUGUUCAUCACAGCUCUUUUGCAGCUCUGUGAUAAGUCUGGAAUGCUUUAUGGUGAGCUUGCGAGAUUCACAUUCCGUUUGCUGGGGAUCAAAACCAAACCAAAGAAGGGCGGAAUUCAGGGUGCACAAGCUCCACCAUUUGAGGGGCCAGGCCAGCAGUUCGUUGAGGCACCAAAAGCUAACAAGAACUCCUGGGAGAACGUAUGGAGCGGUGAUGCUAGGGGAAUGUGAGGUGCUAUAGGUGUGCGGUUACAGUGACAGGUUUUGUUAGAUGAGGACGAUGAGUUUGCUUAUGGCUACUGGGAGAAAGGAAAUCUACUGACUUGUGUUCGGAUGCUUUUGGCAUUUGAACCAGAGCAAGGAAACCAAGUAAUCUCUGAUUCUUGUGAUUUCUUUUCUUCCCUAGUAUAUGUGCACUUCUGUUCCGAAGAGUUUGCUGCUGUGAGAAAUGUGAGCUUGUAAAGUAUGGCUUUCCUGAUAAUAGAGUAAAUAUUACCCCAA